This is a messenger RNA of Psammomys obesus (fat sand rat), 394 nucleotides long. Its product is annotated as urokinase plasminogen activator surface receptor-like. The record is from RefSeq and is a predicted model, not a curated record. Gene Ontology annotation, cellular component: plasma membrane. Lineage: Eukaryota; Metazoa; Chordata; Mammalia; Rodentia; Muridae.
CCGGACCCCAGCCGCCUGGUCACCGCCUUUUCGCUGCUGUUACCGAUGGUGGUGAAGGCGUCCGCGACCCGGUUCCUCCCGGAGUGGGGCGCAGCCUCGCUCUGCCCGCUGACCUCUCUCUCCCUCUCCUCCCUCGCAGCCGCCCAGGGCCUGCGGUGUGUGCAGUGCGGGAGCAACGAGAACUGCCGGGCGGAGGAGUGUGCGCCGGGGCAGGAGCUCUGCAGGACCACGGAGCUGCGGGAAUGGGAAGACGACGAGGAGCUGACAGUGGUGACCAGAGGCUGCACCCACAGGGAGAAGACCAACCGCACCAUGAGCUACCGCGUGGGCUCCGCGAUCGUCAGCCUGGCGGAGACGGUGUGUGCCGGGGACCUCUGCAACAGGCCCAGACCCA